AUCACGUUGAUGUAGUCUAAUUCUGACAGAAUGUCCCGCGUCAGGACAAAGGACUGUCGUGCGUGUUAGUGGAAAUAACAUAAAUGGGUUAUAUGUUUGCAGUACUUAUAUUAUUAUCAUUAACAAUAUGUUCGUGCGAGGAUAUUUUAUGCGACCGCCGGCCGCUGGGCACCACCACAGACCCGCUACCACCAGACAGUAGAUUCAAAAUAGAAAUCAUCGGAGUUAACGACAAAUACAUACCCACACGACAAUAUACAAUUCGUUUAUCAGCGAUGGACGGUGUCUCAACAUUCAUCGCGUUCACGAUCUGGGCUCGCGGCGAUAUCAAGCCUCACGACAAGAACCCGCAGAAAACGGCGCAUCUCGACCCCGGCUUCGUGUUCCCUGCACCACACUCGGAGACGACUCCCAACAAGAAGUGUAAUAACUCCGUGGUCCAGACCGAUUUGACUCCAAAGACUUCCGUCGAGGCUUACUGGAAAGCACCAAAGAAGGAGAACAAAUGCGUGACUAUUAACGCAGUAGUGGCGGUAAAGCGCGACGUGUGGUACCGACAGGAUGGGCCGCUGUCAAAGCGGGUGUGCGAAGACAGGCGGAAUGUACUCGACAUGCAGCCUACUAAGAACGAUAAUUGCACUGCACCGGAGGACGCACGCUAUUUACUUACUUUCGAAGGUAUGUGGUCAUACAAUACGCAUUCCAAGAUGUUCCCCGAGUCCGAGGAUUUGGCGAGAUUCAGCGACGUUGUAGGUGCCUCACAUAAUAGCAAGUUCAAUGUGUUUAAGUACAAUUCGGAUGCCAGUGAAGGUCUCAAGAGGUUGGCGGAGCAGGGCAACACAACGCAAUUAGAGAUUGAGAUUAUGAAGCAGCUAGGUCGCAACAUAAGGACAAUAAUAAAAGCGGUGGCUCCACAAAAGACGAACAUGAUGACGACGUCAAUGUUCCGUGUGACGCGCGAGCAUCACCUCGUGUCUCUGGUCACCGCGCUCAUCCCCUCUCCAGACUGGUUCCUCGGCGUCUCCAAUAUGGAGCUAUGUGACGUCAGGACCGGUACCUGGGCGAACAAUCUUACACUCAACCUGUAUCCAAUGGACGCCGGCACUGACAGCGGGAAGAAAUUUGAAUCCUCAAACGAUGAGACGAUGCCGCCUCAGCCGAUCUCUCCAGCGGUAAUCAACCCUUCCGUGCCCAAGGAAGAGGUUCGUCCGUUCGCUCGGCUACAAUUUGACCUCAUACGAACGUAUGCGCGCAUAGUUACUGCCGAAGUUACGUCUGAGGCCACUGAAACUGAAGAGUUCGAGGAGACAGAAAAAGCGUACGCCUCGACGCCUGCAACUUCACAAAAAGAGACAAGUAUGGAAGUCGCUUCUGAAGAAUCGGAUCCAAAUUGUCCGAUGUCGGGCUGGGAUGAGUGGCUAUCUUGCGAGGGGGAAUGCAUAGACAACCAGAUAGAGGGUUACCAGACGAGAUUCCGGCACCACAUGGUCAACAAUCAGCCAGUGGAGCUAAUUGGACCUUUGAGCAAACGUAUACCUAAAGAUUGCAUUGAAAAGUAUUCAGUUACGGAGUUACGUGAAUGUACGGACAGUUGCGAUGAUGAAGAUAACGAAGCUGAAGAAUAAUUUAUGAAGACUAAAUUACACUGAAACUCGGAACUGAAUUGUUUAUACCAAUAAUAUUA
Molecule: messenger RNA, 1684 nt
Organism: Papilio polytes (common Mormon)
Lineage: Eukaryota; Metazoa; Arthropoda; Insecta; Lepidoptera; Papilionidae
Product: spondin-2-like
Exons: 11
Coding region: 84-1625 (513 amino acids)
Biological process (GO): cell adhesion
Cellular component (GO): extracellular matrix
Source: RefSeq, a predicted model, not a curated record